AAAAAGGAAGUGCCAGACCUCACAGAGUUCUAGGCUCUCUCAGAGACACUAACCUGUUGAAAAUCUUGUCCAGCUGAGCAGUGACUUCUGUGGUAUCUUGAAAGCAGGGACACAUCACAAGAGCAGGCUCCAACAGGAGCAAGACUGCCCAGGAUGUCCAACUGCCUGCCAAAACUGACCACAGGGCUGCUGAGCCACAGGCUCGGGGUUCUGUUUAUCCUCGCCAUUUCAUUUGUGUUCUUGACCUCUGUCAUGUUCUACUGGAGAAGUGAGGAGGAUGCUGAGGGCCAGUUCUACAGCUGGCCUACACAGUUUUUGCCUUACCUUCCCCAUCCCACCACCAGUGGGCCCCCUCCUCCACCAGGGGACGUGUUUUUUGUGGAGACCUCGGAGCGAACUGACCCAAGUUACCUGUUCACAUGCUCUGUGGAGUCAGCAGCCAGGACGCACCCUGGGACAAGGGUCGUGGUGCUCAUGAAAGGUUUGCCUAGUGGGAACGCCUCAUUACCCAACCACUGGGCAUUAUCCUUGCUCAGCGGCUUCCCCAAUGUGGAAAUCCGGCCCCUGGACUUGCCAGAGCUUUUCGCAGGGACGCCUCUGGCAAAGUGGUACUUGCAGCCUGAGCACCAGAAGGAACCUUAUUACUUACCCGUCCUUUCUGAUGCCUGCAGAAUUACCAUCAUGUGGAAGUUUGGUGGCAUCUACCUGGACACAGACUUCAUUGUGCUUAGGAACUUGAAGAACCUCACCAAUGCCCUUGGUAUGCAGUCUCAGGAUGUACUGAAUGGGGCCUUUCUGUCUUUUACACCCAAGCAUGAGUUCAUGACGCUUUGCAUGCAGGACUUUGUGGAUAACUACAAUGGCUGGAUCUGGGCGCACCAGGGCCCAGGACUCUUAACGCGUGUCUUCAAGAAGUGGUGCUCCAUCAGUAAUAUCCAGAACAACAUGAACUGCAAAGGAGUGCGUGCUCUCUCCCCAGAAGCCUUUUAUCCUAUUCGCUGGGAGGACUGGAAGAAGUUAUUCGAUACAAUCAGCUCCUCGGAGCUUCACAGUCUCCUUAAGAACACCUAUGCAUUGCACGUAUGGAACAAACUGAGCCACGGGACAAAGCUAGAGAUCACGUCCCAGGCUUUGCUGGCUCAGCUGUAUUCUCAGUUCUGCCCUGCCACAUAUGUGAAGAUGAAGGAGGACUCUGGAGAGCCGUAAUGUGACCUGCGGGCCCUUGGCUGCUGGGAAGUUCCCCAACCCGAGGGAAACGGAGUGCCUGUCACCUUCCACAGAGUUGGUUUCUAGCCCGCGGAGCAGGUAUUCUGUGUGACUGCUCAGAGAUUUUGUACCAUUUCUGAUAUCUGCCUCAGAUCCCACGUGCUUCAAAUAUACACUAGAACCCGAGUUUGGACUCUCUUGUUGUCCUUCAGUAGCCCUUGAUGCUGCGGGGAAGGGUGAACUUGUUCAUUGGUGCCCAUCAGUUGCUCCUCUGUGGCUGUUCCCUCAAUUGUAUGAGGUCUGUAAAGCCUCUCGUGUAGUUUCAACAGCUAUAGGAACCCUUGGCUUGCCCUCUGUAACGUUUCUAAGUAUGUGAAUAAAUGCCAGCUAGUGCUAUAGGACACGGUUUAGAGGAGCUUAGGACCAAAUUCCCCAGGAGGUAAAGAUUCUUACGGCUGGUGGUGUUUUGGGAGAGACUGUGAGCAUAUGCAAAUUGCUUUAAGAAACGGAAGAUGUUUUCAAUCCCUGCUUGGCUCAGCGUAAAGUUUUUCUUGCUUUCCAAAGGUACUUAAUUUCAAAGAUCUUUUCUACUGUUUGAUGUUCCACAGUGACAGGCCAUCUUUUCUGGUCCUCUUCAGGAAAAGAAAUAGCCAAAAGCAGUUCUUUUACCAGUGUGAGUAGAGAUCCUUGCUUUGUUGGAGAAAUUCUUGUGGCAUGUGAGUAUCUAACCAGUCCCUGUCACACUCUAAGAGGGUCUCAGCAUCUGCCUGUUCCUGCAUUGGUAUGAGAAGGAAAAGCGUUACCUUCCUUUCAUUGGAGUAUGGAACGCAUUUUUGGAAGAACAGGGCAGACAUGACCACAUCAGCAGAAGGACCAGUGACCAGGUCCAGAAAUAGGAGCACCGUCCCUAGCGACAUCAUCUUAUUGUCACUGGGGAUCUAGUCAGCUGAUUACACAGGGUCAUUCAUCUAACCCUAAUGCAGAUUACACGAGCAGAUAAGUGUCUUCAGGCAUCACUGCCUGUAACGGGAACACAGGUGCCUGUACCGUGGACUUUUAAAGUUAGGUGAGAUAAAGCCAACUGUGGCUUCUAGCAAACCAGGGCAGAGCCGAUGCAACCUGCUAUUGAUCCAAUGACCAUUUUCAUAUCUGAAUGUGUUUCCUGUGUGUCCAGGGCACUGCAAUUGUAAAAAUGCAUUUGCAAUUAACCUCUUAUGAAAUGAGGUGAGGAGAAAAAAAAUAUGCUGUGGUUCUGCAGGUGCCAAAUCAAAAUUCCUGUCUGGAAGGCAAAAUGUAAGCAAGAUGGGGUUAUUGCUCUUUCAGAUAUGCAGUAGCUAACAAAUAAGAGAAAUAUGUGUAUCAAUUUUAAUAUAGCCUUUUCCUCAAUUCCAUUAUCUGCUGAAAAGUACAAUGUUAUCCACGAAGGAAGGCUGAUGUAUGUUUGAUCCGGCCUUUAAUAUGAGCAGCAGGAUGUUUCAAGGUUUGUCAGACACUGAGCCAUGGCACACUAUUAAUUAAACACCUCAUUGCAGACCAAAAGUGAGUCAUCAAUUUUUACUCAAAAUGACUUGUAUAACACAUCAACUUACUCUGCCAUCUGGUCCUGUCCCCCCGCCUCAAAAAAAGAAUGCAAUGUUGCCUGAUGAUUCUAACUACUAGUCUUCACUACUGGUGCUGAGGAGUACUGGAUAUGCUGUUCCAAUAUGGUGCCCAUGGCGGCAAACAACCAUCUGUAGGUCAUACUGUUCUAUCUUCACUGUUUCACGUGUGACUCUUUCUUCAGCCAGCAGGAAAAUGACAGUGUAAAGGGCAAAUUCAAACUCCGGGCUGACACCAAUAAAGGUACUUCCAAUUGGCUUGACCGAGCCUUUCCAGCUGAACUGGAUGUUCAAAACUUGGUCAUCUUUGUCAGGCUGAAAGCAUAAACAAAACAACAGAAUGUUGUCACAGCUGUGACCAGACAGAUACAAUUUCCAACUCCAGAUUUGUGAGAGCAUUGCCAGAUUCAGUUAUCCUUGCUGUGUCAGGGUGCUAUAGCUGGAGCACGGCCUUUUCCCUGUCCUCUGGAGCGUAUGUGAGCAUUUAUCUUAAUUAAGCUUCAGCAGUGUUGCGAUUCUGUAAACAGCAGCACUACUUUUUAAAAUAGUUUUUGCAAAAAAAGAAGCUGGACUUGAGGGCAUGCUAGUAUUUCUUCUGCUUAUUUACACCUGGGCAAAUUAGAUUCAAAGCAGUCAGUCCUACGAUUGCAUCAUUGUGCCUUGAUUCAUUGCCACAGCUUUUAUUUCUGGAUCCAUUUGUCUUAUUUGCAAAGGUACCCUGUUUGUUCUUACCCUGGUUUUGUUCUUCCGAGUGACAUAUCCCUUGUAGUCAAUUUGGUUGCGCUUUUCCUGAAGGUAAAAUUGCACCCAGUUGUGUAAACCUAAGAUCUGUUUACCAUGCCUUGUUUCUCCAACAAAAACAUGUUCAAAACCACAAGAAUCAGGUCUGUAAUAAAACAAAGAAUAACAUAUAGGUCUUCUAUGUGUUUAAAUAGUUCAAAUUGGUAGAGGUAAAAGGCAAGAAGAUGCACAAGCUUGUUUAGGUUGAUUUGUGAACAGGUUUUUUUAUUUUUCUGGAUUUGUUGGGUUUUCUUUCUUUGCACAAAACUUGCAAUGAAAUCUAGCCAUGAAGUCUAAAUUUGUAUUUGAUGAUGAAGGUUGCUAGUAAAUGCCACAGAUACAUCACCGCUGCUUAUCCAGAUUUUAGCAAGGCUUCUGACACCGUCUCCCAUAACAGACUCGUAGACAAACUGAUGAAGAACAGAUUAGAAAAGUGGAUGAGUGUCUGCGGUUGAAGGCCUGUGAUUAGGGACACAAAAUGCAGCUGGAGGCAGUUCACCAGUGGUGUACCCCAAGGGCCAAUACUGUAAUUAUCUGAUCAGUAAGUCUUUAAACAUGAUCUGUGUGGGAGCAAUGAACACCUGAUUUAGGCCAUAUUCUGAGGCUAUCUUCCAGUUCUGUGUGUAACAGAUGGCACUUGGGCUUAUAAUUACCUAAGUCAGAAUAGCAUUGAGAUUAUCAGGGGCCAUAUCCAUCAAACGUACCUGUCUCCUUCUUUCCUGGAAUAGAGCUGGAACCAGAUGUCAUACAGCUGAUACUUGAAAUCGGCAAGGUUUGGCUUUGCUAGGUUUUUUUUAAGCAGAUAUUCAUGAGCUAGCUGAAGGAUAGAAAACCAAGAUAUAUUCACAGUUUACUUUUUAAUUCAGUGUUUUCAGCGACUAAAAAAGAUCUUUCUUACUUUCAUGACUUCUGUCGCUAAGAUAGCAUCAAGAAAACAAUUGUUUUCAACUAUUUCUUCUGGAGUCACUACUUCUGCUACACCGGUUGAUGUCUCAUAGUUGUCCAAUAAGGAAAUAAAGGCUGCAGAAAAAGAGAAACUUUCAGCCUGCUCAUCCUGAUGAACAGGCCAUAUGCCUAACCAUACCGGUGAUCCAUUCAUUACAGAGUCUAAUCAUAAAAAGAUGCCAUAUAAUAUGCCUUGAAAGAAUAGAAGGCAUUCCUUUAUAUGUCACAUUUCAUUUUCAGGUAUGCUGUUCAGUGUAGGUCUAGAGGUGACUCAAAGCCAUAUCACUGCUGUACUUCUUUUUAAGGUAAACAGCUCGCUACUGAGCUUCCGUAUGGAACCAAGUGCUUGAUGACCUUCUACCAAAAUAAAUCAUAUCUGACCACCAAAAUGACAGACAUAGGCUUAUGAACUUGAGCUAUGCUGGCAGAAGGGUCUGUGGGCAUAACUUCAGUAGAAUAAUAAUACAGCAUAAACCUACAUGAGAUGGCUUGAGAAUGUGGCCAGUGAGUGGAUGGGUUAAUUUUCUCCUUUGCAUCCCUUUUGCCAGCUGCUCCCUUCCCUCACCUCAUCUACUCAUGCUCUGACACUCAGUGGACUUUGGGGGCUGAUUCAGUACACAAAGCUGAUAGAAAAAUACUUGAGGUCAAAAACCUAAGUAAUUUCCUGCCAGGUUAGCAAGCUGAAGGCACUCAGCAUAGGGUUCAGUGAGUACCAGAGCUGCCCUCACUAGACACAUGAUUGCAUGGCUCAGAGAGGAGUGGGGGGAACAGAGAAAACUGGUGCUCCCCAUUAUGUCAGCUUAAUGGAACUCUAUCUGGGGAAAAAAAAAAUCAGGGAGGGAAACAUAUGCUUCAAGUAUAGCCCCCAACAGAAAUGCAAGAAGUAGCUGUGGACCUAGUGCUAUCUGAAAGGGCUAGAAGCUGUGAGCAAAGGAGGAAAGAUGAGUUUGGCGUCUUGAUUUUCAAUACAUGGAAUAACAUCAAAGCAAUGACAAGAGUCUCAUCCAUUUCACUUUGUAGUGGAAGAAACACAGAGAAAUUCAGAUUUUGGCUAAGGCACAAAAGGAUGUUCUUCCUGGGGCUGAGACUACAGGUAACCUCCAUGCAAAUGUUGUGGAAACUACCUUCAAAUGACAGGCAGCCUGAUGAUCCUUACCACCACCCAAAUUAUGUAUGAUGUUACAUUUUAGGCAAACACAUAAAACCCAACAUGGAUUCUUCAUGUCAUUUCCACCAUUAACAAAAGAAUGAGUCUCACUUGCAAAAGUUUUUAUGCUCUUCAGGUGUUCUUCAUUUACGUUGCGAAACAGAUGUCUGGCUGCACUGUCCUGGACAGCACUGUCACCUUGCUGUGCGGCACCUGCUUUUCCCUAGGAGAAACACCAGAGUAAAAUAAUGAAAGAAGAUGUCCUUAGUGGAGACAGCGUCUGCCUUUAUAAUAAUCAAAACAAAACCCAUAAUGCCAUCACGAUUCUUUGUUAGGAAUGGUCUUCCUACGAAACAAGAGAAGACAUUACAGAAGAACUGCCAGCAUUAAGAAAAAAGACAUAAUCUGUGACACUGUAAGAGCCUGAAAUUGCUCUGUUAACUCAUCUUCAGAGAUGAUAGCUCAGUUCUGAUCAGUAACCAGCUGUGCUACUAUGCUAUAUACAUCACAAAUGAUAAAGAGAAGUAAUGUAGAGCUAAGGCUCCCUACCACCACAAAUAAAUAAAAAGGAGAUUUGUGCA
This is a messenger RNA of Grus americana (Whooping crane), 6257 nucleotides long. Its product is annotated as lactosylceramide 4-alpha-galactosyltransferase-like. Lineage: Eukaryota; Metazoa; Chordata; Aves; Gruiformes; Gruidae. Gene Ontology annotation, biological process: protein O-linked glycosylation. Bases 154 to 1206 code for a protein of 350 amino acids. The transcript is spliced from 2 exons. The record is from RefSeq and is a predicted model, not a curated record. Gene Ontology annotation, molecular function: acetylglucosaminyltransferase activity.